AUGAAUCAGCAAUACCGCAGUCCUUGCGAGAAUUCACAGCUUGCAUUCAGAGGGAAUGAGAAGGUCAAAAACGAUGCAUUCAGAUCACCGAGCAUCCGGCCGAUAGGUAUUUAUAAAUUGGUUACCUGCGCCAAAUUUUUUAACAGAAGGGAAGAUAAAGCAAGAGUCUCUAACAUUCUAAUCACUAUGAGUAUUUGGAACGAGAAAAGUCGUGGUGUCAUAAACCAUUGGCUUGUAGCUCUCACAUCCCAGUUUGAUCUGAAACGGUGCAGGAGCUGUGAUCUCCUUCAAGCUAGCUGGAUUUCUACCUGCUUGCCUCCUCGAUUCAGCCUCAUAGUUCGAUUUAGCCUCCGCGAUUCAACCUGGUCCGUCCUUGCCGCCAGUCCGCCACUUUUGCCACCGCCACUCUGCCCAUCGCCCACUGCUAGUCCAAAGUUUAAUUGCAGGAAUGGUGAGCACAAUAGAUUGCCAGUGGAGAGGCUAAAGAUAAUGCAAAUUUUUAGCCACUGGGAGGUGUCAAGUCCAUCUUUCAAAGGACAAGCUAUUCAGUCUCGAGAAGUGGGAAGGACUGAUAGUACUAACGUUAAAGGACCUUCUGGUGAGAUAGAGGGCACAGUUGCUUUGGUUAAAUCUGGUCCUGAGAGGGUGAAAACGACCCCAGCUGGUGAAUAUCUUACUUCUGCCCUUAAUGAUUUUGAUCCAGAACAAUACGACAGUCUUGCUGCCAUUUCAGAUGGGGCUAACAAGCUUUUGAUGCUGGUUUUAGCUGCGGUAAUCAAGGCAGGUGCUUCUAGAGAGCAUGAAAUACUUGCCGAAAUGGCUGGACUAGGUAACAAUGCAGCUGUUGAAGGAGUUACCAGGGAAGAAUUUCAUAAUCCACAGCAACAGAUCACUCAGUUGUGCUCUAGAUUAUCAGUAGAGAAAUGUGAGAAAUUAGCCUCCUAUUGGACAAAAUCAGCAAUUAAAUCAGCAAUUAGUUGA
Fraxinus pennsylvanica is the source of this 981-nucleotide messenger RNA. Lineage: Eukaryota; Viridiplantae; Streptophyta; Magnoliopsida; Lamiales; Oleaceae. The record is from the annotation of a GenBank genome assembly.